AAAAACGCAUGUGUGGAAUCAUUCGGUUAUUUUUCAAAAAAGGUGUUUAAUGUCCCAUUGAGAGCUUUCGGUCUCCCCUCUCCUGAAUAAAAGUCAGGUCACUGUCACGAGGUAAACAGUAGCAGCUUCCGCGGUGAACUGAAGAAGCAACAGAUUGAGUGAAAUCCUCCAAAAUGGGUUGCUGUAAUUUUCUUAUUUUGGGGACUUUAUUGUCCGUGGCAUCGUCACAAUUUAUCCCACCGUAUACAGAAGACUGUCGGGCAGACAUGUAUCCACCAAAGGGUCCCACGUUCAAUGGAGCUGUCAGCUGGUACACUGUGGACCUCGACUUACCGCCCAGAAAGAGAUGGACAGCUCUAAUUACUGACAAAAAAGCAGAUCUGGUCACCAUGAUUCAGGCCAUCAGAGACUUGGCUGAUGCUUUUGUUCCGAGUGGGAGGCUGAUAGAGCUGGUGGACCUUACGCUGCCUAUUAUGGCGGACACACUCCCGGAGCCUUUUGGGGAGGAAAUAAAAGGAAUUGCAGAUGCUUCAGGGGUUCCUCUUGGUGAAGUCGUCUUGUUCAACAUCUUCUAUGAAGUGUUCACUGUGUGCACAUCAGUUGUUGCAGAAGACAAAAAUGGUCACCUCAUCCAUGGCAGAAAUCUGGAUUUUGGAUUAUUCAUGGGCUGGGACGUGAAAAACAAGUCAUGGAUCAUUAGUGAGAAGCUGAAGCCUCUGGUGGUCAACCUCAACUUCAAGAGAAAUAAUCAGACCGUCUUCAAGUCUACAAACUUUGCUGGAUAUGUGGGCAUGCUGACUGGCAUCAAGCCUCACAUGUUCACUUUGACUAUGAAUGAGCGCUUCAGUCUGGAUGGAGGAUACAUUGGAAUCCUGGAGUGGAUCUUGGGAAAGAGAGAUGGGAUGUGGAUGAGCUUCCUCACUCGCUCAGUUCUGGAAAAUGCAAACAGCUACAAGCAAGCCAAAACUCUCCUGGCUCAGACCAAGCUGCUGGCUCCAGCGUACUUCAUCCUCGGAGGAAACCAGACGGGCCAGGGCUGCAUCAUCACUCGCUCCAGGCUGCUCAGCAUUGAUAUCCUGGAGAUUGACCUGAAGCUGGGCCGGUGGUAUGUGCUGGAGACAAACUACGAUCACUGGAAGGAGCCUCUCUUCCUGGAUGAUCGCAGAACUCCUGCCAUGAAGUGCAUGAACCAGACCACACAGACAAAUAUCACAAUGAAGACCAUGUAUGAUGUCCUCUCCACCAAACCAAUGCUGAACAAGUUGACGACGUACACAACGCUGAUGGAGGUGUCUGAGGGAAGGCUGGAGUCGUACAUCCGCAACUGCCCAAACCCCUGCAUGCCCUGGUAACCCUUGACCCCAGAUCUUUCUGUGGCUAUCUGAGAGGGGAGGCUGUGAUGCUCAGCUGAUCUCGGGUCAGAAGUUGAGGUUGCUCCUUUUUAAAUGUUUGCACAGAAAGAAAUAAACCAAAGUUUGUCGUUAUGUUUAGUUUUCCAGGUGAUUUAGUAUUCCUUAAAGCUUUACUAAAAUGACUUAAUCCUUAGUUUUUUAGGGAAAUUGAUAGAUGAGCGAAUCAAACUCGUGUGUGUAUAUUUUACCUCACAUGCUUUUCACUGUAAUGUGUUAUUUGCAUUAUGAGUACAUGUGAAUCUCAACAUGGGUGUAGGGAGCCCGGAGAAAAACGCUUGUUAAUAAAAUGAAUGCAAACUUCUGUUAUGUUUGAUGCCACGAAUGCAGCCCAUACUCACCAGCUUGUGCCUCCACACUGUGACCCUGAUUUGAGUUUUUAUUUUAUACGGGUUGCAAGUUAACAUAUCAAGAACUAACUUACAGGUAGUGUCUCCCCACAUGGACACUGAUACUGACAAAUGUACCUCAAAGGUGUCCUGCACUGUGUAUAUUUUUAAAAGAUGGUUAAUAAAAUGAUUUUGAAAUUUAA
Messenger RNA from Eleginops maclovinus (Patagonian blennie), 1941 nucleotides. RefSeq names its product N-acylsphingosine amidohydrolase (acid ceramidase) 1b (gene asah1b). NCBI's taxonomy places the organism in Eukaryota, Metazoa, Chordata, Actinopteri, Perciformes, Eleginopidae. Gene Ontology annotation, molecular function: fatty acid amide hydrolase activity; N-acylsphingosine amidohydrolase activity. The coding region runs from base 174 to 1352 and encodes 392 amino acids. The transcript is spliced from 14 exons. Gene Ontology annotation, cellular component: lysosome. The record is from RefSeq and is a predicted model, not a curated record. Gene Ontology annotation, biological process: fatty acid metabolic process.